Malus domestica (apple) is the source of this 1060-nucleotide messenger RNA. The record is from RefSeq and is a predicted model, not a curated record. NCBI's taxonomy places the organism in Eukaryota, Viridiplantae, Streptophyta, Magnoliopsida, Rosales, Rosaceae.
AUAUAGAUUUGAGAGCUCAUCUCCCUCUUAUAAAAAGCUUUCAGAGCUUCUCAGAGACUUGUAUAAGGAAAAGAAAGAAGAGAGGCGAAAGUGAAAGCUGGGAAAUCUGAAAUAUAUAUCGAAUCCGAUAUCCUACUUUUUCCAGUUUCCAUGGUUUCUAGGGAGCACAAGAGGGCAGCACUCUAUGAGAAGCUGCAACUUCUUCGUUCUAUAACUAACUCUCAUGCUCUAAACAAAACCUCAAUCAUAGUAGAUGCCUCCAAGUACAUUGAAGAGCUAAAACAAAAGGUGGAAAGACUGAAUCAAGAUAUUGCAAAUGCACAAACUACUUCAUCAUCAAGUGACCAAACUUCAUUGCCUGUGCAGGUUACAGUGGAAACCCUAGAAAAAGGAUUUCUGAUAAAUGUGUUUUCUGGGAAGAGUUGCCCAGGUUUGCUUGUGUCUGUUCUGGAAGCUUUCGAAGACUUGGGUCUCAAUGUGCUUGAAGCUAGGGUUUCCUGUGCAGACAGUUUCAGGUUACAGGCAGUUGGAGGAGAAAAUGAAGAGGAAGGUGAAAGCAUUGACGCUCAUGCAGUAAAGCAAGCAGUGGCAGUGGCUAUAAAAAACUGGAGCGAAAAUACCGAAAAUGAGUAAUCAAGAUUCGGUUGCUAUAUAUAGCUACCUAGUGUUAGGCUGGAACAAACGUCUGCGACCUCUAAAACAUCAAGAGCAUUGGCUGAGCUCAAAGACUUAUGCAUAUGACGCUCACAUAGCUUCUGCAAGUACGAGAUUCCAUACUUAUCAGCUGCAAGGGACAAGGAGUAGAUGUGUUUGUUCAUCUUCUCUUCUGACAAGUCCCCAUGGUACAGAAAUUCCAAGAGAGACUCGAGCUCUUCAUGGUUCAGUUCGGGCAGUUUUAUGGUGUCGUUUGGUGGAGCCUUGCAUCCAUCUAAGUCUAGAAUGUUGUUAAAAAUUUCUAAUCUUAUUGCCUACAUACAUGACAUUAACAACCAAAAUGUAAAAGUUAGAAUUGGUUUCUCAAUACAUUCAUAUGUGGUUAACUGCACCGCGUACGAUAUAU